ACGGUCGCCAUGACGACGAGGCUGCCCGCAACGGUGGCUGGUCGUUGAGGCUGCCUGGUGGUGUGUCCGGCCCCCGGACAUUGCCCAGCGGUGAUCCAGCUCCAUCCACCUGAUCACGGGCUAUGAGAAGAUGGUGGGGCCGACAAGGAGUAAGCUCAGGGAAGGGAGCUCAGACAGGCCACAGUCUUCCUGCACGGGGCAGGCGAGGAGGAGGUGGAGUGCAGCGACCAUGGAGCCCCAGCAGGAGCGAAGCGCGCCCCAGGAGAGAACGAAGUGGUCGUUGCUGCAGCAUUUCCUCCUAGGCGGCAGGAAACUGCCCUCGGGCGCCCGCAACUACGCGGCGCGGAGGAUCCAAAGUCUGAACGCACAAAAUUACUUUCAGCUGGAAGAGGUUGCCAAGCUCCUUCUUCUUAACCGCUUCCACUUCCUCUUUAAUCUCCUGGACCACUUUCGCGAAAAGGUGCAGGCACUGCAGAUGCAUCGGUUCUCCCACAGAACCCUCUUUGGCCUAGCUAUCUUUGUGGGGAUUUUGCACUGGUUACACUUAAUAACACUUUUUGAAAAUGACCAUCAUUUUUCUCACCUUUCAUCUUUGGAACGGGAGAUGACUUUUCGCACAGAAAUGGGACUUUAUUAUUCCUACUUCAAGACCAUUAUCGAAGCACCUUCGUUUCUGGAAGGACUGUGGAUGAUCAUGAAUGACAGGCUAACUGAGUAUCCCCUGGUAAUCAACACAGUGAAACGCUUCCAUCUUUACCCAGAGGUAGUCAUAGCCUACUGGUAUCGCACAAUCAUAGGAAUAAUGAAUUUAUUUGGGAUAGAAACUAAGACAUGUUGGAACGUCACCAGAAUGGAGCCUCUUAAUGAAGUUCAGAGCUGUGAAGGAUUGGGAGACCCAGCUUGCUUUUACAUUGGAGUAAUUUUUAUUUUAAAUGGACUAAUGAUGGGCUUGUUCUUCAUAUACAGUACAUACCUGAGUGGGAGUCAGUUAGGAGGUCUGAUUACAGUAGCCUGCUACUUUUUCAAUCAUGGAGAGGCCACCCGUGUGAUGUGGACACCGCCUCUCCGGGAAAGUUUCUCCUAUCCGUUCCUUGUACUUCAGAUGUACGUCUUAACUAUAAUCCUCAGGACCUCCACCGUUCAAAAAAAACACUACAUGGCUCUCUGCUUCUCCAACGUCGCUUUUAUGCUUCCGUGGCAGUUUGCUCAGUUUAUACUUUUUACACAGAUAGCCUCGUUAUUUCCCAUGUAUGUUGUGGGAUACAUUGAGCCAAGCAAAUUUCAGAAGAUCAUUUAUAUCAAUAUGAGUUCUGUUGCCCUGUGCUUCAUUUUGAUGUUUGGGAAUUCAAUGUACUUAAGUUCGUAUUAUUCCUCAUGUUUGUUAGUGACAUGGGCAAUAAUGCAAAAGAAAAGCAAAAUCCAAAAAUUGGGAGGCACUGAACUCCAGUUUUGGCUAAUCCAAGGCUGUUUUUGGUGGUGUGGAACAAUUAUUUUGAAAUUUCUGACAUCAAAAAUCUGUGGUGUUUCAGACCAUAUUCGCCUGAGUGACCUUAUAGCAGCCAGGAUACUAAGGUAUACAGAUUUUGAUACCUUAAUAUACACCUGUGCUCCUGAAUUUGACUUCAUGGAACAAGCGACUCCACUCAGAUAUAUAAAAACAUUAUUGCUUCCACUUAUCCUAGUGAUUACUUAUCUUAUCUUUAAAAAGAUUGUUCGUGAUAUCAUGUGUGUCUUAUAUACAAACACUUAUGUAAGAAAACAGCUUCUUGACAACGCAGAGUUGAUUUUCCACACCUUGCAGUUGUUGGCAUUCACAGGUCUUGCCAUCUUAAUCAUGCGGUUGAAGCUGUUUCUGACCCCCCACAUGUGCAUUAUGGCUUCCUUGAUCUGCUCACCAAGGCUCUUUGGCUGGCUUUUUUGCAGAAUUCAUUUUGAGAAUGUUGUCUUCGGCAUUCUGACACUGAUGUCAAUACAAGGUUGUGCAAAUCUCCAUAACCAAUGGAGCAUAAUGGGAGAAUUUACUAACUUGCCUCAGGAAGAGCUCAUACAUUGGAUCAAACACAGCACCAGGCCAGAUGCCGUCUUUGCAGGUGCCAUGCCUACAAUGGCAAGCAUCAAGCUGUCUACACUGCGUCCAAUUGUGAACCACCCACACUAUGAGGACGCAGAUUUGAGGGCUCGGACAAAAAUAGUUUAUUCUGCAUAUAGUCGAAAAUCUGCAGUAGAAGUGAGAAAUAAUCUGUUGAAAUUACAUGUGAAUUAUUAUGUUCUAGAAGAGGCAUGGUGUGUUGUGAGAACAAAACCUGGUUGCAGCAUGCUUGAAAUAUGGGAUGUGGAAGACCCAUCCAAUGCAGCUAACCCUCCCCUCUGCAGUAUCCUGCUCAAGGAUUCUCGGCCAUACUUUACCACAGUGUUUCAGAAUAGUAUGUACAGAGUACUGAAGAUUAACUGAGAUCAAGGUGUCCCAACAUGCUGUAGUGGAAAGAUGUGUAUCAGAAAUGAACACUUCCAGCCUUAUUUACAGCAAUAAAAUUCACAAGCUUUACUAAGAAGACACUUUUAAAGCAAGAUAAAAACUAUUUAAAUUUUUCUGGUUACUACUAAUCAUAAAUUACUUCAUUAUUUACAUUGAAUGCCAGUCUGUCAAGCUUACCUCAUAAAUGAUUAAGUCAUCAACAGAUGUUCAUUUUAGAGUUCCAAGGGAACAUGGAUGGAAAAUAUCAAUAUAAUUUUAGAAACCAAAGCUAAGUAAUUCCUUUUCAGUCCGGCUAGGUGAGUUGUUUCAGGUUUCCCUAGUACCCAUGGAUCAGCCCAGACCUUCUCAGCCAUGGAAAUGAGCACAGGCUCUGAGAAACCCAAUGAUGGUGGUAGCCUCAUUCAGUUUUAGUUUAUGAUGAAGACGGUAUUGCUUUAUAAAUUUUAUCUCCCAAUAAAAGCUAUCUAUCAAAAAUGCUUUGAAAAUUGGUAAUUACCUUGAAGAUAGAGUAUGUCCAUCAAAGAGUCAAAUUGUCUCUUUCUUUUCAUGAUAAACUUUAAACAUGCUAGAUGUUUGAUAUGCAUCUGCUCCGAGUUAAGCAUCUUGGACUUUUUAUACUUGUAUUUUCCUUAUGUUUUUGGUCAACCAUAAAAGAUGAUUCAAUUUCAUAGAUUAGUUACAUAUAAUUACUUGCAAUAGGUAAGCAAUUAUAUCCCAACUUUUAUAGUUGGAAAACAUCUUGAUGCUGAACACAAAAUAGCUAAGAAAGAAUGCUGAAUUGUGUUGAUUUUAACAUUUUCAAGUAGUUUCUUUUCUGUGUGGAGCAAAGAGGGGAACAGAUAUAACAUUCAUUUAAAAGUACAUGUUUUGGACAAUGUCACUAGAGGGAUAUUUUAAAGUAAUUAUUAGAAUUCAACAAAAAUGGUACAAGCUAUGUUAACCAAUAAAGUGUUCCUUGCACAUA
Molecule: messenger RNA, 3440 nt
Organism: Mus caroli (Ryukyu mouse)
Lineage: Eukaryota; Metazoa; Chordata; Mammalia; Rodentia; Muridae
Gene: Dpy19l2
Product: dpy-19 like 2
Biological process (GO): spermatid development
Cellular component (GO): nuclear inner membrane
Molecular function (GO): mannosyltransferase activity
Source: RefSeq, a predicted model, not a curated record